Erigeron canadensis is the source of this 2010-nucleotide messenger RNA. RefSeq names its product E3 ubiquitin-protein ligase RFWD3-like. Gene Ontology annotation, biological process: interstrand cross-link repair; protein ubiquitination. The transcript is spliced from 14 exons. Bases 9 to 1829 code for a protein of 606 amino acids. The record is from RefSeq and is a predicted model, not a curated record. Gene Ontology annotation, cellular component: nucleus. Gene Ontology annotation, molecular function: protein binding; ubiquitin protein ligase activity. NCBI's taxonomy places the organism in Eukaryota, Viridiplantae, Streptophyta, Magnoliopsida, Asterales, Asteraceae.
UUGGAAGAAUGGACAAUUAUAAUAUAGUGAUUGAAAUUGGAGACGAAGAUAAUGAUGACGAAACCGAAGAAGAGGAGGAGGAAGAAGAUAAUGAUAGUGAAGAAGAAGAAGAGGAGGAGGUUGCGACGGUUGAGUCUAGGGUUUCACCGGGUCCGGUUAAAGGAAAGUUUAUGAGUCAGGAUAUUAAUGAAAAUAAUAAAAAUGGUAGUAAUGAUAAUGAGGAAUUUGAUGCAUCUGGGAUUGAUGGUUUGUGUUGUCCUAUUUGUAUGGAUGUUUGGACUAAUGGUGGUCUACAUCAAAUUUGUUGUCUUCCUUGUGGGCACAUAUUUGGUAUGUCAUGUAUUAAAAAGUGGCUUCAACAACGUCGAAGUUCUGGGAAGUGUCCUCAAUGCAACAAAAGAUGUACACUGAAGGAUAUCAGAGUACUUUAUGCGUCACGGCUUUGUGUUGCAGAUGCUGCAUUACAAAAGAAAGUGCGGUCACUCGAAGCUAAAUGUGCAUCUCUUGAGAAGAAGAAUGUUGACUGCUGCAAGAAAGAAGUUAGAUCCCAGGAAAGAGAAGCUGAUUUGCAUCUUGAAGUGGAGAGGCUAACAAAGAAAGCAAAAUGUUUAGAGGGGUUACUAGAAGAUGAACGAAGAGAGUCACAGCGUUUGUUGACCGCCAAUGAGGACUAUCAAAGAAGAGUGAUAAGUGGAAAUGGCAUGGGCAACGGGUCUGGAGGUCUUGUCUAUUCAACAAUAUUUACUCUCCAGGGGCUAUGUGUAGGUACCAAUGCAGUACAUCGGACUAAGGGGUUUCCAUCAAUCUACCUUUUUUUUCCGAGAGAGUUCCAGGUAGACGGAGCUCGAUGUUUUGAUAUGGAUGCUUCUGGUGAACUUAUGAUAGUAGCUCGAGCUGGAAUGGGAGGAACGAAUCUACUUACAAAAAUAAGUUUGGCAGCUCCAGAUGAAAGAGAAGAUAUUCAGCUUCCCGGGAAUACAAAAGCUGUUAUGUCUCUUUGUGUUAGACCUUGUAGCCGGCUUGCACUGCUUGCUUCUUUGGGGAGGAAGUUAUCAGUUGUCAGUACAGAGAGCAGCAACACUGUUCUUACCUAUGAUUUGCCGGCUCCUGCUUGGUCAUGCUCAUGGGAUAUUGACAGUUCAUAUCAUGUUUAUACAGGAUUACAGAAUGGUACUGUUUUGGCCUUUGAUAUACGUCAAACCAGGAUACCCUUGGAGUCCAGGACUGGGUUGUCCGGCAAUCCCGUUCACACUGUGAUCUCUGUUGCACCAGGGCCGUCUCUUCCUUCUGGCACAAAAGCCCUUCUGACUGCCUCACAAAUUGGUAUAUGUGAGUGGAACUUUGGUAGCGGUGAAGAAAGGCCAUACCUGAUUCCUGAAACGAAUAACCAAGGAGUUUGUAUAUCUCUUGCGCACACUGGCGGUGAUGACUUUGUUGCUUCAUUUCGUCCAAAGAUUGAAAUGCCAACUGCUGUUGGUGUAUCUCAAUCACCUCCUACUCCUUCCACCUCUUGUGGAACUGAGGGUUCUCAUAUAUUUUACAAGAGGACCGGGAUGCAAAGUUAUCUAAAAACUGGAUCCUUCUUGUCCCAAAUGGAUAGCAUACGACUACCAAGAUCUACCAUCGUUAACAAACCAUACCAUAGCCCCAUGUUCGUUUCUGCAAAUGACGUGACGGCUGAGUUGGUGUUGUAUGACAUGUCAAAACUGGUUGUGGCUCAACGUCUUAAAACUUUUGCAAGACCUGUACGAGAUGUGAGGUGUACACAUAUUUGGAACACUUGUGUACUGGGGUGUGUAAGUGGGAAUGUGGUACAGCUUUUUUCUUGACCUAAUUUUUUUAUACUUUUGUAGUUAACUUUUAGCUCUGGCUUAAAGAUUAUACAGUUAGCAUAGUAUUAAUGUCUUGAAAGUUGAUACAUUUAGCGUAGUAGUAAUAUGUUUUGAAAGAUACAGUUAGUAAUAUUAAUGUCUUGUAGUGAUAAAAUAAUUUGAAGGUUUUUUAUUUGUA